CAAAUGGCUGUGGCUAUUGCGUUUCAUGUUUCAUGACUGUCCCGCGUCUAACCUGGGUUUUCUCAUUAAUUUUUUGUAAAUUUUCGUCAUAUUUAAUUUUACUUAUUAUCGUGUGUGCUAUAAAACUUCUACGAUGUAAACCAACCAAACUAAAAAUGUUGAAGGAUAUUCCUCCCACCUAUUUUGCAGCCACUGCAAUCGCAGUUAUAAUAGGAGCGUACGUCUUUUGGGGCCCUGUUUCAAAUCCUCGUAGAAGAAAACAUGUUCCAGUAAUUGGUCUUCAAAAUUUGGGAUUCACUUGCUUCCUCAACGCACUGCUACAGGCACUUGCCUCAUGUCCUAUUUUCAAAAAGUGGCUAGAAUCAAGCCAACAAGGUCCUGUUUCACAAGCUUUGCUAAAUUUAUUGAAUGUUUUGAGUAAUGAAGCAGAUUCAACAGUUGAAGAUCCAUACUCGCCAAUGGAAAUGAUUCAGAUCCUGAGAGAAAAUGGAUGGGCGAUUUCUCCUGGUGAACAAGAUGCUCAUGAGCUUUUUCAUCACAUAAUUCUGACUUUAGAAGAAGAAUCUCAAAAAAGCCAUCCCAAUGUGUCUGGUUGCCUUUCGGAUGCUCUGCUGCCUCCUGUUGGACCUUCAAUCAAGUCAAAUCCGGCCGUUUCCAAGUCUUCAACUAAUUGCAACCAAUCGCCCAAUAAUCAUUUGCUACCUGCUUCAAGCUCAACUCCUACAGUGAACGGAAACGUGAAAACAUUUGAUAUAUCAGCUGAAGGUGACUCGAGCAAAAAGUGUGGGUCGCCGGUUUUAGAUAUCAAUCGUAAUCCGAUUCCGUCUCCCUUCACUGGGUUCCUCACCAGCCAAACAAAAUGCACUGAAUGCGGCUUCAAGUCAGUUCUGCGGUACGACAAGUUUGACAGUCUGUCGCUGCACCUGCCGCCGAUGGUAGGUGCUGGAGGGGGUAGUCACACCCUGACGCAGCUGUUGGACCGGUUCGUGACGACGGAAGUCAUCAACGGCGUCAACUGUGAUGGCUGCAAUCGUGAUGCACCCGAGGGCCAACCGCCCGUCCUCUCCAACGCGCUCAAGAAUCUCAGCAUCGGAAAGCUGCCGAAAUGCCUGUGCAUUCAUAUUCCUAGAACAGUGAUACACGAUAACGGGCAUCCCUACAAAAGAAAUGACUAUGUCGAUUUUCCAGAGUUCCUCGGCAUGGAUCCAUACACACAAAACGCCAUCAUCAAACAUCAAAAGGUUGAGCCAGUGGAUUCAAACGGAGUUACCACCGAUUUGUCGUCCGAAAGUAGUGUUUUGAAGCGUCUUCACAAUCAUUUCAAGCUCAAACCAUGUAACAACUGGUACCGGCUGAAGGCAGUUGUGGUGCACAAGGGCCCAAUCGAAGGGGGGCACUUUGUGACGUACAGGCGGGGGCCGCUGGACUCCUCCAUCAGACACAGGUCCAGUGAUAACAAUUCGCAUGUUGAACAAAGGUGGUUCCUCACUUCAGACUCUGACGUCAGAGCAGCAACGUUAUGCGAAGCCAUGCAGUCGUCAGCAUAUUUACUAUUCUAUGAAAAAUAUGCUAAUAGCUCAUCAUAAACUAUAAACUAGCUGCAGCUGCGACUUAGAGAAUUGGAGACUGUUAUUAAAAGGUAGUAAGGGUUGUCCAAAGUUUAAUAAUAGUUUGGUUGUCAGUGUAUUUAUAAAAUAUUUUUGUGAGCUUUCAGCUUGAUACAAUCAUUUACCAGAAUUAUAUUUGUGGAGUAUUACACAGUAACCUGGAAUAUCAGUUCUAAACUCGCGGAUUUGGCAUUCAUAUUAUCAGAUUUCUCAAAGAGAAUAAAUUAAAUUUGACAUCACUUUCCACUAACAGAGAAUUUUUUGUAUUAGACUAGUCUACUCGUGUAGCUUAUAGUUUGUAGUGGGUGUUUUUGAGUUGGUAUGAUUUUCCAGAUCAAAGAAAAACUGAUUGUAAUCUAUGAUUGAAAUAUCCACAUUGAUUCUUUUUAGACUCAACAUAUACUGUUUUGUAUGUAAAUGUUAGUACCGGGUGAUUUUUAUCAUCUUUACUUCCAUAAUUUUUUUCCGAUGACGAAAAGGAACGAAAGUCAACGAAAGGUUAUAGAGGUAAAAGUUUAAGAUAGAAGGUGUAGAGGUAAAAGUUUGGAACACAAUUUUUGACCCUGUUAUAGAUAGGGGGUAAACAUAUCAAAAUUUUGCACCCCUACCCCCUGUGCGAAGGGAGUGAGGGGUGGUUUGAAGGUUCCAUUUGUUGGUUUUUCGCACAUAUCUCGAAAACUAUGCUUAUCAUGGACAUUAUUAACCUAUAAAGACUUGAGAGUUGAAAAAAGUCAUGAAAACUUUAAACUUUAUCGUUAAAACUACAACAACUAUAAACUUUCAUAAUAUCUCAAAGUUUUCGAGAUAGGAGCUCUUAAAGGUGUGACAUUAAAAAAAACAUUGCCUUUUAAAGGAUUGAUAAAACAAUCUGUGCAAAUUAUGAGCUUAUAGAGCAUUAAUGUCUCUUCAAAUUAGAUAUAUAAUUUUAUUAUUUUACAUAUCUCCACAUGACUGUUGCAGCAUUUUUAGUGUGAAAUAUAACAAUAGAUCAAUAAACGAAGACUUUGUAGGGAAUUUUUGGAACACAAUUUUCGACUCUGUAGCUUUUUUGGGACUAGUUGAAGCUCGCUGAUCAAUUUAUAAAAUUGCAAAGAUUCACAUAGUCCUAAUUUCGCCAGUAUUUAUUAAGCUGCCAUAUUUGACUUGCAAUUUUUGUCUGUUAUUGCUGUAUGGCUGCUGGUAUAAGUCUAACAAUUAGCAGGUGCUUAGGAAAAACAAGUCAAAAAGCAUUAUUUAGAGGGUUUUCGAAUACAUAAUCUUUUAUUACCUUUUUUGAUUUUCGGAUAUAGAAAUUAUAUCUUCAAACAAGAGUGAACUAGUGUUGUAUGUUUUGCUCCCUUCCUAUCUUGAAGAGAGAAGAUGAAAAAAAAACAUUCGAGAGUGUUUCUGAGAGAUUCAGUCGGAUUUUGGUACAACUUCUAUUUUACUUGAAAUGAAGAGUACAUUUUUAGAGGAUAUUCAUGCAUUAUUGAAACUUUUCCACAUUAUGGACAUCCCUUACCUAGUAUUCAUCAUCUCAGGUUAGGUUUCUUCAACUCAUGGUUGUUGAUGUUCCUAUCAUAAGAUAUGUUUAUCGCUUGCCAAAUAUUUUGAAAUUCGUGAAAAUGUUAAGUUCACACUUGGAACAAUAAAUAUUCCAUAAAUUCAGUAUUGUACGCAUGGUUGUGAACUAUACAUAGAAUAUCUUCGACCAUCAAUGUAUCACAGAUUUCUAUAAAAAACUAUAAAUCCACAUUGCAAGAUGUAAUGAUUUACUGAAUUUUCUUUGUGUUGACAAUGCAUGAAUUUGGCAACACUAAAUGAAUACUAAAAAUUAUCAUUGGAAUCUAAUCAACUUACUGUAUUUAUUUUAUUGUAAGAAGUAGUCUGUGCAACUAUAUACAUAUACAUAUUAUUUAAGCUCCAUUCACGUUUAUGAAAUGGAAUAAAUGUGUACAGAGGAUUGACUUUUACCUAAAUGAAGGUUUCCUUUUGGAAGUGAGAUUAGAAGUACAUUACUUUUUGUACUUCUAAAUAUUUGGUAAAGAUUGAUAUAUUUUUGAAAAUUCGCAUGAUGCCAACCAAAAUCUGUUUAUAAUAUCUGUAGAAAUUUGUAAAUAAAGUUAGAAAAUACAUUGUCAAUGAAAA
Nilaparvata lugens (brown planthopper) is the source of this 3734-nucleotide messenger RNA. RefSeq names its product ubiquitin carboxyl-terminal hydrolase 30 homolog (gene Usp30). NCBI's taxonomy places the organism in Eukaryota, Metazoa, Arthropoda, Insecta, Hemiptera, Delphacidae. The transcript is spliced from 11 exons. Gene Ontology annotation, biological process: protein deubiquitination. Gene Ontology annotation, molecular function: cysteine-type endopeptidase activity; cysteine-type deubiquitinase activity. Bases 33 to 1586 code for a protein of 517 amino acids. Gene Ontology annotation, cellular component: nucleus; cytosol. The record is from RefSeq and is a predicted model, not a curated record.